GCUCCUCAUACUUUUCUUUCCUCUCGGCUUGCAGGAAUUCCUGGAGUUAAGGGUUCACUGCUUGAAGAGUUCGGCAUUUGCUUGCUGACAUAUGAUCUCCCUGGGUUUGGGGAGAGUGAUCCACAUCCCAAUCGAAAUCUUGAAACUUCAGCGGCAGAUAUGUUAUUUCUAGCAGACUCGCUCGGCCUUAAAAAGUUUUGGGUUGUUGGCUACUCAAGUGGAAGUAUGCAUGCUUGGGCUGCACUUAGAUACAUUCCUGAUAGACUAGCAGGUGCGGCCAUGUUUGCUCCCAUGGUAAACCCAUAUGAUCGUCUCAUGACAAGGGAAGAGAGACGAAGAGCCUGGGACAAAUGGACAAGAAAAAGAAAAUUCAUGUAUUUUUUAGCUCGGAGGUGUCCUAGGUUUCUCGCUUUCUUCUAUCGGCGAAGCUUCUUGUCAGGAAAGCAUGGUCAGAUUGAUAAGUGGCUGUCAUUGUCUCUGGGAAAGAGGGAUAAAGCACUGAUGGAAGAUCCAAUCUAUGAGGAAUUCUGGCAAAGGGAUGUGGAAGAAUCAAUCAGGCAAGGAAAUGCAAAACCCUUUUUGGAGGAAGCUGCUCUGCAGGUCUCAAACUGGGGUUUCAGCCUGUUGGACCUCAAGUUGCAGAAGAAAAAACGGAGCGGAAGUGCUGAUUUGCUCAUUUGGCUGAAGUCAAUGUUCAUUGAAGUUCAGGAGGAAUACACGGGUUUUCUUGGCCCAAUACAUAUAUGGCAAGGAAUGGAUGAUAAAGUGGUUCCUCCAUCAAUGACUGAUUUCGUGCACCGAAUACUACCUGGAGCUGCAGUGCAUAAGCUACCAUAUGAAGGACAUUUCACAUAUAUCUACUUUUGUGAUGAAUGCCAUAGACAGAUAUUUACAACACUUUUUGGAACCCCACAAGGUCCACUCACUAUUUCCUCAGAACAAGAUGAAAAUGAAACUACCACCCUAGAUGAAAAAAAUGUUGAACAACAGCCAGAAGAAGUAGUAGCAAACCAUGGUGAACUUUGAUAAUGCCACAAACUAGCUAGAACAAGUACACAUAGGACAUAAUAGGAUAAAAAUGCUCUUUUUUUUCCCCCUAUUUUCCUUUUUUUUUGUUUUCCCUCCUGGCAGAACAUCACAAUUUUAUCAUUCUAUGAUGUACAUACCAUAUAGUUUUUGCUUCAUCUCUAAUGGAGCAUUUAUAGGAAAGAAAAUAAAAAUCAACAUUUGAAACUUGCUUUUGGUUGUAGUACUCAGAUAUGGCACGAAUAUUGGAAUUCACUCCAAAUUUGUGUUGCUGAAAAACUGAUGUGAUGCCCUUUUUUACCCUGGAUGAAGA
Messenger RNA from Arachis ipaensis, 1339 nucleotides. RefSeq lists its product as uncharacterized. The record is from RefSeq and is a predicted model, not a curated record. Lineage: Eukaryota; Viridiplantae; Streptophyta; Magnoliopsida; Fabales; Fabaceae.